Molecule: messenger RNA, 1608 nt
Organism: Debaryomyces fabryi
Lineage: Eukaryota; Fungi; Ascomycota; Pichiomycetes; Serinales; Debaryomycetaceae
Gene: MTG2
Product: putative GTPase
Exons: 1
Coding region: 1-1608 (535 amino acids)
Cellular component (GO): mitochondrion
Molecular function (GO): GTPase activity; GTP binding
Source: RefSeq, a predicted model, not a curated record
AUGUUAAGUAUCAGGCAUGCUUAUGCUCCAUUAAGCUUUCGGAGGUGCUUUAGCAAGACUUCACGUUGUUUUAAUAAAGUGAAUUUAGAGUCUAACAUAAAUGACCAAUGGUUAAAUGACUUGGAAGGCUCCACUGAAGAAGAUAUACCUGAGCCAGAUUGCAUCAUCAGCAAAGUGAAUGAAUCAGAUAAUGACGAAUCCAAAGUUCAAUAUUUGGAUAACAUUAAGUAUAAACUCUUAGGCGUUGAUAAAAAUGGGCUUUCUGACAUUCAAAUGACAUUACAGGAUUAUUUCAUGGGAAACGAACACCAUACCCAUAACGUAUUUCAUGGAUUUUCGAAGUAUAAACAAGCACGUAAAAGCGAACAGAGAACUUUCAUAGAUUUAAAGCUUAUCAGAGUGAAAAGCGGCAAAGGUGGUAAUGGAUCGGCGUCGUUUUUUAGAGAUGCAUUUCGGCCCAUGGGACCUCCUGAUGGUGGAGAUGGUGGUUAUGGGGGAAAUAUUUAUGUCAAUGCGGUUAACAACAUUACCUCAUUGCAUAAAGUUAAAAGAUCGUAUGAAGCGAGAGACGGAACCCAAGGAAUGGGAAAGCAAUUAGAUGGUAAAAAUGGCGAAGAUGUCAUUAUUGAAGUUCCUGUUGGUACCACCGUCAGAUGGGUUCCAGAUCCUCUCGAACUCCGGAAGUAUUUACAGGCAACCCAACAAAAUUUGGAUCAAAUUAAUUUGAAUAUUAAAGGUACUGGCCUUAAAAACGAUUAUAUCCAAUUUUUUAGGGAAAGUUUCAAAGCAGGCGAAGGAUGGAUUUUCAAAGAGAAAGAAGAAGAUUAUUUUCUUGAGAGGAAAUUUUUCAAUGAUUUAAAUGAAAAGGUUAAAGAAUAUGAUACGGAAAUAAUAAAUGAAGAAUUAUACGAAGAUAAUUUCCCAAUGAUGGGAAUUGACUUUGAUAAGCCCACCUCUAAACCUGUCUUACUAAUCAAAGGAGGAAAGGGAGGUAUGGGAAAUAUGCACUUUUUAACGAAAGAUAUUAGAAAUCCAAAAUUUUGUAAAAUGGGAAGAACAGGGUUAACUAAAUUCUUUUUGCUAGAAUUAAAAUUAAUUGCUGAUUUGGGCUUAGUUGGAUUACCAAAUGCUGGUAAGUCAACACUAUUAAGGGCCAUAUCAAAAGCCAGACCAAGAGUUGGACACUGGGAAUUUACUACUUUACAGCCAACUAUAGGAACAAUAUUCACAUCAAUUGAUAAGGAUCCAUUCACAGUGGCUGAUAUUCCUGGAAUAAUUAAAGGUGCAUCGGAAAACAAAGGUAUGGGCCUUGAUUUCUUGAGACAUGUAGAAAGGUCUGGAGGUUUGGUCUUUGUUAUAUCUUUAGAAUCGAAAAACCCAAUAGAAGAUUUAUUGACUUUGAUUAAUGAGGUAGGACCUAAACGGAUGUCUAAUAAGAAAGUAUUGAUAGUUGCAACAAAAGCUGAUUUAGAACAAAAAAUUGACAAGUAUAACGAUUUAAGAAAAUUCACUGAAAAUAGGGCUUGGAAAAUUGUACCCGUAUGCGCAAUUCGUGGCGAGAAUAUUGAAAAGUGUAUCAAAAUGAUGAGUGAAACUGCUCAAAAAUAG